Hippocampus comes (tiger tail seahorse) is the source of this 1535-nucleotide messenger RNA. RefSeq names its product ADP-ribosylation factor-like protein 5B. The transcript is spliced from 6 exons. The record is from RefSeq and is a predicted model, not a curated record. Bases 350 to 889 code for a protein of 179 amino acids. Gene Ontology annotation, molecular function: GTPase activity; GTP binding. Lineage: Eukaryota; Metazoa; Chordata; Actinopteri; Syngnathiformes; Syngnathidae.
CUAUGUGGCUUUUUUUCCGCUGGAGCCAGCCCAGUAGAUGCCGAGGAGGACUGACUGACGGACGGACGGGCACAUCGCACAAACCGCAAUUCUGCGCAGCUGUUUUGAUACCAAAACUCUCUAUAAAAAUUUAAAAAAAAAACCCGAGUCGUGUUUCGCCUCGCGCCGCCACCUUGGGAGAUGUCUCCAGGGGCGCAUGGAGUCCGCUUUGCAGGAAAAGUCGCUGUGAGCUUGCACCUUAGCUUAGCUUAGCCGCCGUGUGUGUGGAGUUGCAGCUCGGUACGAGCCGACGGAUGUUCGGAACAAAGAACGGACAGACGAACGGACAUUGGCAUUUUUUAAAAAAACAAUGGGCCUCAUAUUCGCUAAACUGUGGAGCUUCUUCUGUAAUCAAGAACACAAGGUGAUCAUCGUUGGCCUUGACAAUGCCGGCAAGACCACCAUCCUCUACCAGUUUUUGAUGAACGAGGUGGUCCACACGUCGCCCACCAUCGGCAGCAACGUGGAGGAGAUCGUGGUGAAGAACACACACUUCCUCAUGUGGGACAUUGGCGGACAGGAGUCCCUCAGGUCUUCUUGGAACACGUACUACUCCAACACCGAGUUUGUCAUCCUGGUGGUGGACAGCACCGAUCGAGAGCGUCUGGUCAUCACCAAAGAGGAACUCUACAGGAUGUUGGCCCACGAGGACCUGCGCAAAGCGGCCGUGCUGAUCUUCGCCAACAAGCAGGACAUGAAGGACUGCAUGUCGGCGGCUGAGAUCUCAAAGUAUAUGACGCUGAGUGCCAUUAAAGAUCACCCGUGGCACAUCCAGUCCUGCUGCGCUCUCACCGGGGAAGGCUUGUGUCAAGGUCUGGAGUGGAUGACGUCACGGGCUGGCCUCAGAUAGCAGAACCCCCCCACCCCAAUUUCUUUCAUGGACUUCCUUCGAAUUUUCCCCUACUUUUUCAUCUUUUUUUUUUUUGAACGGACGCGGCCCCUCCUUUUUGAGAUAUCUGGUUUGGGUAAUGGGUGGAAGGAUGACUUCAUGCGCGCACACACACACACACACACACACACACACACACACACACACACACACACACAUACACACACACUCUUUUGUCUCAAGUGUUUGUUCGACAUAAGCUAUGACAUGGUUGGUGGGUUUGGCUCCACAAGUAAAAAUGUGCUUGUUUUUAUUUUGAACUUUUUUUUUUCUCCUGAACAAACUGAAGCGGUUACCUUUUUUUAAUGACAGUAUUUUAAAUUCUACUAUUUAAUGUCAUUCUUUCUCAGCAUUUGAGUGGAGAAGACUUUUUUUUUUUUUUUUUGUCCAGAUAAAGGUGCUCAUGUGCGUCUGCGACUACGCAACGUACAUUUUUUGUUUUUUGUCGAAGGAAUUAACUAAGAUGGCGGUGCAGUAUUUGAGCCACGUGAGUCAACAAAAGUCCAUCUUUAACCUUGAGCGGCAUCUUGUCCGUUUGGUGAAGCCGAUGGGAUGGCAGAGAAAGGCUGUGGGGUUACUUGUGACAUGAUUAAAUAUUUUUCUGCUG